Messenger RNA from Ectocarpus sp. CCAP 1310/34, 649 nucleotides. The record is from the annotation of a GenBank genome assembly. NCBI's taxonomy places the organism in Eukaryota, Phaeophyceae, Ectocarpales, Ectocarpaceae.
AUGGAACCCACCGAGUACCCACUGAGCGAGAAAGACAUCCUCUUUUCGAAGAGGCUGGAGAGCGUGCGCAAGGACGUGGAGUGCUUCUUCGGCAUCCUGAAGGGUCGCUUCAGGAUCCUGAAGCUCGCCAUGGCGUACCCCGAGCAGGAGCGCAUCGACAACGUGUUUUUCACGUGCUGCAUCUUGCACAACAUGCUGCACACCUUCGACGGAAUGGACCAGGUGAUGGGGAACACGCACUGGGUCAGCAGUGCCGGGGCGGGGACUGGGGUGGCGACCGAGCAGGAGGCGGACUCUAGCUCUGUUGGGGCGAAGGACACCAACGAAAGAGAAGGGCACGGGGAGCGCAAGAGGAAGCUUAAUACGAGCUUCGCGUACCGCAAGAAGCACAAGAAGGACAUUGUCUGGCUUUCUAGGCGAUCGACUCCGGUGUACUGUAGAGCGUUGCAUAGUGUCAAUGUUGCGUCCCACCUUGUCUUACACAAACCGCUGCAGCACGGUCGGACCUGUGCAGCCUUCGGGUGAACAUUUUCUUGUAGCGUGCGUGUCUGUUUUUUUGGGAACAUGGUACGGCAGCAAUGGAUUUUAUUUUCAUUCCCAUUCCACCCCCCCUUCCCCGUCCCCUGUACCCACCACGUGUUUUUUGGUU